AGUUUAGCGGUGGAGACGGUGGGGUCUGCGCAGGGUGGAGCAGAGGAGUCAACAGCUGCAGGCUCUAAACCAGCUCCUCCCCCUGACGGCCAGGAGACUGCACAGCUGCCCGACGUGAAGCCCGGCACGGAACCCAGUGAGGACCCCACGGCCCAGGAGGAUCCUAAGAAGCCUGAUGAGGUGCAGGGGCCACCGCGGGAAACUGAGGGCCCCAGAGGUUCCAGCACAGCAGGAGGGGACCUGGAGGAGGUGAGCUGCUCCAGCAGUGAUGAUGAUGUGGAGGGUCUCAGGAAGCGCGUGGGCCGGGGGGCUCCUCCGCCCAUCAGUGUGGGCCCCACUAUCAGAGAGGCCGUACAGCAGGACGCAGACGCUGGAUCCUCCUUUAACAUCAGUACAUUGGUCAUCGCAGCCAUCGGCCUCAUCUGCAUCAGCAUCCUGGUCUUCUCAGGCGGCAGCUUCAACUCUGAGGAUCCUACUCAGGCUGUAAUGUCCCGCAGUGUGAAGGGGGACGAUCCGCAGCCGCCACAAGUCAUCACCGACCUCCAGGACUGGAUUAGGCAGCACGCAGAGCAGUUCUCGGGGGACCCCAACAGCCUGCAGACUAUGAGCCAACUCCUAGACAAGGUUGCCAAGGAAAACCAGGAGAUCCGGCACAUGGAGGCCAAACUUCAGGUGCAGAGGGAAGAGUUAGAAGCUAUACUCUCCAUCAAUGAUGGGGAGAAGGUCACUGCAGCGCCCCAACAUCCAGGACUGACUGAAGAGAACAUCCGACUGAAGGAGGCCCUCCUAAAAGAAGAGACCGCUCACCUGACUGCACAGGAGGAGCUGCAGAAUCUACAGGAGAAGAUGGAUGUCCUUCAGGGCAGCCAUGUGGAGAAGGAAGCUCUGAUAGUGGAGAACACCCAGCUGAAAGUGGAUCUGGAGGCCUUCAGGAGGCAGAUCGAGGGCUUCUUAUCUCAGAAGGAGACCCUGGUGGCCGAGUCCCAAAUGCUGCGUCAGGAACUGGACAAACAACGCUUGUUAGUAACAUCCAUCAGACAAGAUCUAGAAAAUCUUGUGACCAAAACCUCGGAAGGUGAUGACGAGAAGUUACUCCAGGAGAGGCUCUCGGAGAUGAGUAGCAGGUUGGCCAUGGAGGCUCAGAGGUCUGAAACGUGGGAGAAGACGUACGUGGAACACGCUGAGAGAAGGAAGGAGCAGGUGGGAGAACUAAGGAGGGACCACAGCCAGAAGGAGUGGAAGAAGGGUGACAUGUAUAGCAAGACAUCAGAGACCUCCGCGGGGGGAGAAUCCAGAAAAACACGUUACAGGCACGGCAAACGGUGGACUGAAGAUAAUCCACGGGAGUCACAGCAUGAGGAAUGGAGGAGCAAGAAACACGAGCAUUGGAAGGACAAGAAGCAUCAGCACUGGGAGGGGGAGAACCCUGACGGAAGAGAGACGUGGAAGAACAAGGCUAGAGAACACAGGAGAAAAGACUCUGCACACCACCACCAUGACAGUCCAGAGAGGCAUCACCAGGGAGAGGCAGGAGAUGGAUUCCACCCCCGGAAGGGACAGAAGGAAUUUACAGAUCGGCACAAGAGACAAGAAGACGGCAAGAAAGGCAGAGAACAUCGGCACCAUGACCACAACAAGUUCUGGAAGAAGCUUUCAGACCACCAGUAUCGGGUCCCUGUCGGAUGCUCCGACCUGGAGGACUGCGCCAGGAAGGACGGCAUGGACCUGUUCAAUGUGGAGCUGAAGCCGGUGCAGAGGGUGCAGUUUGAGGAGGUCCUUCGGAACUACCUUACCAAGACCCAGCUGUCAAAGCACCUCCCUGAGCUCAUGCCUCUACUUGAUGGUUUCUUCACGGGGCCGCUCUUCUCUCACCACAAGAUCCGCUUUAAGGACUUUUUGGAUGAUGUGGAGGACUUCCUGGAGGAUCUGGCCAGGAAAGAGACUGGAAACGACGACAUUGUGGAUGACUUUGAGAGAUUCGUCUACACCAGCUUCUUCGGAGAAGCUGCCACCAAGAAAAGAUACAUAAAGCAGGAUAAGCAGCAGAAACCCCACAAACACAACAAGCCCUUAGGAAAACUGGGGAAGAUACAUGACAAGGGCAUCAACCAAUCAGAUGACAGACACUCCUUAGACAACAUCCCUGGCAUCGACCACCACGUAGACUGCUUUGACUUUAAAUCUAUGAAGAAGCACAAGACCCAUAUAAAGAUCCGCUAUAAAGAAGAAUCUGACCACAAACACAAUCCAAAAAGCCAAAAUGAUGAGAAUGGCUGCCAUUCUGAAAAGAAGUGCAAAUACCCUCACUCCAAACCUAGUGAAGAAGCUGGAGGACACCACCACAAUGGCCUUCGCGCGCACAAACAAUAUCAGGAAUACCAAGGCAAGCACAACUACAACCCCAAAAAUCCUGGACAUCAAAAUACAUACAAAAAGCAGCAGUCUCCCAAAGAUGGGUUUGGAAAAGAUUUGGGCAACUAUAAACACAAGAAGUCAGAUAAAUAUAAGGAAGAUGUAGAACAUAAACAUUACUCUGACAAACAUGAGAAAGACACCAACAAUAAGCAUUAUCAGUCAUCUCAGAGACAUGAGAGCCACCUUGACAGGUCACCUGAUCAUAAACCACCUCGAGAUGGUGACCAUAGACAUAGACAGCCUGACCACCAUGGGAAGGACGACAGGGGCAAAUGUAGAGACCAUCACCGCAAACAUGGAGAACCUGAGGACCGUCCCAGGAACUAUCACCAAAAGUAUGAACAAGGUAAAGAUAGGGACUACCACAAACAUGGAGAUGACAGGGAUGGGGACUACCACCAAAAGAACAACAAAGCCCAGAGUAAACAUGACAGAGAUGGGGACUAUGACAACAAGUAUGACAAAGGACACUACAAACAUCAACAUGACAGGGAUGGGGAGUACCACCAAAAGUAUAACAAAGACUACCAUAAACAUGGCUACCACAAGAAAGACAAAGAUCACCAUAAACAUGACAGGGAUGGGGAGUACCACCACAAACAUGACAGGGAUGGGGACAACCACCAAAAGUACAACAAAGACCACCACAAACAUGACAGGGAUGGAGAGUACCACCAAAAGUACGACAAAGACCACCACAAACAUGACAGGGAUGGAGAGCACCACCACAAGAAAGACAAAGACCACCACAAACAUGACAGGGAUGGAGAGUACCACCACAAGAAUGACAAAGACCACCACAAACAUGACAGGGAUGGAGAGUACCACCACAAGAAUGACAAAGACCACCACAAACAUGACAGGGAUGGAGAGUACCACCAAAAGUACGACAAAGACCACCACAAACAUGACAGGGAUGGAGAGCACCACCACAAGAAAGACAAAGACCACCACAAACAUGACAGGGAUGGAGAGUACCACCACAAGAAUGACAAAGACCACCACAAACAUGACAGGGAUGGAGAGUACCACCACAAGAAUGACAAAGACCACCACAAACAUGACAGGGAUGGAGAGUACCACCAAAAGUACGACAAAGACCACCACAAACAUGACAGGGAUGGAGAGCACCACCACAAACAUCAACAUGAUGGGGAGUACCACCACAAGAAAGACCAAGACCACCACAAACAUGGAGAUGACAGGGAUGGAGACUACCAGAGGUAUGAAGAUGGUAAGGAUGAACAUACCUACUACAAACCUGAUGAGGAGAGAAGAUAA
This is a messenger RNA of Hyla sarda, 3696 nucleotides long. RefSeq names its product pre-B-cell leukemia transcription factor-interacting protein 1-like. The record is from RefSeq and is a predicted model, not a curated record. NCBI's taxonomy places the organism in Eukaryota, Metazoa, Chordata, Amphibia, Anura, Hylidae.